Pantherophis guttatus is the source of this 2306-nucleotide messenger RNA. It is a transcript of the gene NOLC1, whose product is annotated as nucleolar and coiled-body phosphoprotein 1. Gene Ontology annotation, cellular component: nucleoplasm; nucleolus. The record is from RefSeq and is a predicted model, not a curated record. Lineage: Eukaryota; Metazoa; Chordata; Lepidosauria; Squamata; Colubridae. Gene Ontology annotation, molecular function: protein binding.
AUCCGGCGCGGCGCCUGCCUUUUCCGACGACAAGAUGGCGGCGGAGCGUGCGGUGCCGAGUGACUUGUUCCCGCUGGUGCUUGCUUUCUUGCGGGAGAACCAUUUCGAUGGGGCGGCGCGGGCUUUUGGGAAAGCGGCUGGAGCGACUGAGCAAGAUCCAAAUGCUGCUUCUCUCCUUGAUAUCUUCAAUUAUUGGCUAAAAUCACCUAUUGCCAAAAAACAGCAAGCAUUUGCAAAUGGGUCUCCUGUGAAGAAGACAAAGAAAGAAUCAUCUAGAUACAAAACUUCCAGCGAAAAUGAAAUCCCUCCAGUCAAAAAGCAAGCUGCAAAACCAGUGACUGUGUACCCAGUACCAAUAAAGGCAACUUCAGGCAGUUCUGAGAGCAGCAGUGCUGAUAACACUGACUCCACAGACUCUGAGCAAGAAGAGAAGAAACCAGCAAAGAAGAGAAUAGCUCUCCAAUCAACCAUUCAAAAAACAAAGUCCCAGAAGACAUCUAAGAGUUCAAGUUCAGAUUCAAGCAGCUCAGAAGAUGAAACUCCAAAGUACCAACCACCAAAGUCAGAAGGAGCCCAAAAAGUCAUAAAACUGGCUUCUACAUCAGCAAAACCUACCAAGGUGAUGUCCAAAACUACCAAUGGCAAGGCAGAGAGUAGUAGCAGCAGUGAUGAGUCCAGUAGUAGCGAGGAUUCCAGCUCUGAAGAGAAUCAGCCUGUCAAAGGUAAACUGAAGAAACUUCCACACUAUAAAAACAACACUGCUCAGCCACUUCCGGUUAAAAGCAAGCAUGUAAAGAAGAGCAACAGUGAGACUUGUGACAGUUCAGAACAUGAAAAUCUAGCCUCAAAGCCCAAGCGUGGAGAGUACUCUGCUGUGCCACCCCCUUUAGCCAUAGAAUCAAGGAAAGGCAAAGCACACCUCAUUAAAAAGACCUUUAAGAAGAAGGGAGAGAAUAAUGAGAAAAAAGAGCAAGUGUUCACAAAGAGACCAUCAACUGAAGGGUCUGUGAUUAAAAAAGCAUUUUCCCCCAAAUCUCUUCCUGUUUCUAUCCAAAAAGGAAAUACUUCUUCAGGGAGUGAUUCAGAUUCUAGUUCUGAAGAAGAAAAGAAAGUUUUGGUCAAAUGCUCUGCCAAAGCCGUUUCAGCAAAUGGUGCUACUAAAUCAGUUCCAUCCAAGAAAGUGAGCAGCUCCUCUGAUACUUCAGAUUCUGAUUGUUCUCACAGUAUUCCUGAGAAAUUUGCAGUUAGGACAGGCAUAAAGAAAGUGAAGAAACCUCUUGGAGUGCUGGCAAAGAAAGUAGAAAGUAGCUUUGAAGAUAAGAAAGUUCAUAAAAUAAAAAGCACAAAGGCUGUCAAAACAACACCCAAAUCCAGCACCCCUGUCUCUAAACCAAAGAGUUCUGAGUCAAGCAGCUCAAGCAGUGAAGAACAGACUCAGCCAUCCCAGAAAGCAACUAGCAAACUCUCAGUGGGUAGCAAUUUGAUCAUUAGCAAGCAAGCCCCAGCUGAGAUCAGGACCUCUUCUGAGAAUUCCACUGAUGAAUUUAAAAUAUCUGAAAAAACAGAAAGAAAAAGGGGACAAAAUAACUGCAAAACAGCAAAAAAAGUGCUAAAAACCUCAGCCAACUUUGUGGGCAAAACAUCUGCAUCAAAGACUCCAACAUCUGAAGUACUGAAUUCCACAAACAGUAGUAGUUCUGAUGAAGAGGCCACAAAGGAAGGUUUAUCAAAAAAAAAGCGGAAAAGGAAAGAUGAACUAGAGUUGGAGACCCCAGACAUCAAGAAGAUGAAAGCCAGAAGUCCUCAUACAUUCCCAAAAUCAAAGCGGCAAUCCAGUCCUUUUCGCAGAAUAAGAACAGAAGAAAUAGAAAUAGAUGUGCGAGUAGCUAACAAUUCCUUUGAUGCCAAGAAAGGAGCUGUAGGUGACUGGGGUGAAAAAGCAAAUGAUGUUCUGAAAUUUACAAAAGGUAAAUCCUUCCGACAUGAGAAGACAAAGAAGAAAAGGGGAAGUUAUUGUGGUGGUACUAUCUCUACCCAGAUAAACUCCAUCAAAUUUGAAAGUGACUAAACUACUACCAUAUUGGGAACGGGAUCCCAAUUAAUUAAUGAAAUGUCAUGGAUAUCUCUUCUACAACCUGUUGUCUUCAUUUCUGAUGGGAGGAUUGUUGCAAGUUUUCUACGUGAUAAUGUGACUUAAUGGAGGUAUGGAAUUGAGUCCUUUGGAUUUCUCAGAAGUUUCUAACUUUGCAUCAUUUUAUGUUACAGCACACUUGAUAACAUGAUAAAUAAACAUACCUUAUUUGUAA